This is a messenger RNA of Amphibalanus amphitrite, 2741 nucleotides long. RefSeq lists its product as uncharacterized. The record is from RefSeq and is a predicted model, not a curated record. Gene Ontology annotation, molecular function: zinc ion binding. NCBI's taxonomy places the organism in Eukaryota, Metazoa, Arthropoda, Thecostraca, Balanomorpha, Balanidae. The transcript has 4 exons. The coding region runs from base 853 to 2109 and encodes 418 amino acids.
UAUCCUAUCCCCGUAAACCCAGGCCCCAUUGCUGGUCAUUGGGGCCCUCCCGAAAAUUAGCCGUGGAGCCGCUGAUGUUCAAGAUAGAACCACUAUUUUGACAGGAUAUAAAUGCUAUCAGUAUGAAAUACGUUUAAGUAAUGCUCAGACAAUUGCAUGUACCUAGCUCAAUUCGUUUUGUAGAUAUGCACGAAAGACUUGAACACCGCCCAUCGCCGCUCAGUGGAGAUCCUCCCAAAAAUGGACCCUGGCACACUCCCGUUCAACAAAUCGACGCUAUUUACGGCUUUUCUUCGGCUUUUUACUCCCUCGUUCCUACCACAUACCUCAUCCUAUCGUAAUCCUAUGCUUGUCAGGAGCUGCUUCCUACGAACUACGACUACCGCGAACUACCGCGACUACGAACUACGAACUACGACUACGACUACGACUACCGAAGGAGAGGGAUGUAUCGACGGCGACCAGGGACCGUCUUCUGGAGCUGUUCCGGAUGGGCUACUCGGCUGAGCAGGCGCGAGACGAGCUCAUCUCAGCUCCGCAAGAGGAGGCCGGAGACGAUUUCUACCGCGUCGCAGCGGACCGCGCCCACUGUCCUGAUGUUGGCUAUUAUCACCGGUUGUACCGGACAGAAUUCAAGAAAGUCUAUGGCGAGCUGUCCGGAGAGAAAAUGCUGGACGGCCUUCGCUGCCUCGGAGAGCAGUACGACGGAACAUCGGGCGGUCGUGCUGCUCUGGAGGUGGACGACCACAACGUGGUGGUGGCUAUCGUCACGCCGCUGAUGCGCCGAGUCUCGCAGCUGUGGCCUCGAGCCGCAGUAAUGUGGUUCGUCGACUCCGGCAACAGUCCGGCAACAUGGACCGUAGCGACAGUCGCCUCUUUCUCCUCCUGACUCACAGCCCGGUCGGCGCUCUCCCCGUGGGGGCCAUCGUCACGUCAUCAGAGUCGACCAGCGUCCUAACGGCAGGGCUCCAGCUGCUGUUGACCCUGAUGGAUGAGCAGAGCUUCGGAGGUCGAGGAGCACGUGGCCCGGUGGUGGCCAUGACGGACGACUGCGCUGCCCUCAGAGCCGCACUGAGGAAUGUUUUCCCCGAGUGUCGGCUACUGCUCUGCUCAUCUCACAUCACCUCCAGGCUGCCUGGCGGUGGCUGUGUGGGAAGCAGAGCGGUGUCGCCGCUGACCAGCGACAGGAGGCGUUGCAACGUGUCCGUGCCCUCCUCUGAGCCACCACUGAGCACGACCUCAGCCAGCGUUGGGACUUGGAAGGAGCUGCUCGCCUUCACACGGAGGAAGAAGCUCGGACACUUUGAAAAGUACAUGGAAGAGCGCUGGAUCCGUCGUUACGAGUGGGCCAUGUGUUUCCGCUCGGACCUGAUGGUCAGAGGGAACCACACCAACAAUCUGACGGAGGCGGCCUUCCGCGUGAUCAAGGACAAGAUCCUGAGGCGGCUGAAGGUCCACAACACCACCCAGCUGGUCGACAUCGUGAUGAUCCGACUCGAAAAUGAGUAUUCGCGCAAAAUCCUGGACGCUGCAAACGGGAGAACGCCGGCCUCGGCACGCAAGCGCUUCUGCCCGUCGGCAGAUGGCAUCGACAAGGCGUCUGUGGAGCAGGUGGGAUCGUCCACGUACCAGGUGUCCAGCUUCACCAAGUCCGGUGUCUCGUACACCGUUGACACGGAUCUGGAGCUGUGCACGUGUCGUGUGGGAGCCACUGGAGCGCCGUGCAAGCACCAGGCAGCUGUUCUGCAAAAGGAGCCUGCCAUGGCUGAUGCGGCACUAAACUUCCUGCCCACCCUCAGCGAGAAACAGCGUCACCUGUACUUCCAAAUCGCCACCGGUCUUACAGCACCCGGCGGGUUUUUGGCCUCAAUGAGGCAAGAUCCGCGGGAACCGAGCAGCACGAGCCAGCCAAGCACGAGCCGAAGUGACGCAUCUGGUGAUCAGCAACCUGACCCGGCGAGCGAGGAGAAGGCGGGCACCAACCUGGGCGACGGGACAGCUGACCUGAUCGCUCGGUGCCAGGCUCUGUGUGAGUCAUGGCAAGCUGACCUCAUGCGUGCACCAGAGCUGUAUGUACGGCCCCGCACUGGGCACGACCACGUUCAUUAGCCGCUACGAGUGCAUGAAAACGGACAAUUCGCGGGCAUCAAGUUUGCACCAGUUUGGCACUGGUUGCAGCGCUGUCCCUGCAAGCUCCUUUAAAAGCUCCGUGAUGAUAGGCGUCCAGCCGACAGCAGUGGCUCGCAGGAAGGUCCCAGUUGGUGGCAAGCGGCGUGUUUCCACCGGGAGACCCAAAAAAGACGCCGCCACUGGCGACCACGGUGCCUACGCCGUGCCAACGAAGGUCGGGAAGCAAUCACUCUGUUCUCAGGAAGUGCCCCCAGCGCGAGCCCCACACAACCUGGCGGAGUGUGUGGCUCGAAACGUGUCUGUGGGUCGAACCCAUAGUGCCUAAUGUGUUCAGGAUGGCAGUUAGGAUGUAAUCCUCAAUGCGGAUCGACAGUGAAAGCUUUAAACGCGUCGAUGAUAACGGUCUGGCGGAAUGCGAGCAGUGAUGCCAGACGGUACUUGCAUGUGUAAAUACAUGUUCCAGUGGUUCUGGUGCUGCUGAGACAGCGUAUGAAUGUCAGGAAGGCGAUCCGACUGGCGCGGCGGUCAAAAGCUAAUUGUUGGCGUGCGACACCCAUAUUCGUUAAAUGUUUCAGCGUGAUUGUUUUUGAACUUCAUUAAGCUAUAACCAC